Pangasianodon hypophthalmus (striped catfish) is the source of this 4063-nucleotide messenger RNA. RefSeq names its product zinc finger and BTB domain containing 2b (gene zbtb2b). Gene Ontology annotation, biological process: regulation of transcription by RNA polymerase II. Gene Ontology annotation, molecular function: protein binding; RNA polymerase II cis-regulatory region sequence-specific DNA binding; DNA-binding transcription factor activity, RNA polymerase II-specific. Gene Ontology annotation, cellular component: nucleus. The coding region runs from base 302 to 1912 and encodes 536 amino acids. The record is from RefSeq and is a predicted model, not a curated record. Lineage: Eukaryota; Metazoa; Chordata; Actinopteri; Siluriformes; Pangasiidae. The transcript is spliced from 3 exons.
CACACACACACACACACACCAACCCCUCCGGGGAAGUAGCUAGUCAGCGUGUGUGUGUGUGUGUUUUCCCCCCCUCACAACCGCCUGUGCGCCGUUUUUAAGGUCCUUUAGUCAGUCAUGUGAUUGUAACGUAACCCGACCGGAAAACACCGACAACCAUCGCCGCCAAUGCUGCGUCUGAGAGGAACAGAGCAGCUGCGCCGCCGCGACCAACGGACCGAGAGUCCCCGGUAGCACACACACACACACAUACAGCAACGCCGCCCGACUCCGCGCGCGCACACCGAGGAAAGGUGGAAGUAUGGAGCUGGCCAACCAUGGUCUUAUCCUCCUGCAGCAGCUCAACGCACAGAGGGAGUUCGGCUUCCUGUGUGACUGCACAGUCGCCAUCGGUGACGUCUUCUUCAAAGCACACAAGGCCGUGCUGGCCGCCUUCUCCAACUACUUCAGAAUGUUAUUUAUUCACCAGGACAGCGACUGUGUUCGUUUAAAGCCCGCAGACAUCCAGCCCGAUAUCUUCAGCUACCUCCUCAACCUGAUGUACACUGGCAAACUGGCCCCGCAGCUGAUCGACCCGGCCCGGCUAGAGCAGGGCGUGAAGUUCCUGCACGCCUACCCCCUCAUCCAGGAGGCUAGCCUAAACAGCCAGUCCGCCUUCUCUCAUCCCGAGCCCAGCAUCCGGCUUAACACCUCUCUCUACGGCAUCCAGAUAUCAGGCCAGCAGGGGGCGCAGUCCGGCCGUCCCUCCAACAGGAGGCAGUCCUCACCCGUUGACUCGGAUAGCGCAGGCGUCCUCGAUGGGAAAGGUUCCAGUGCAAACGCGUCUCUGUCGUCUGGAUCCAGACUGCAGCCAGAAAUGGAGGUUGAGGCAAUGGUGAUGAGCAGUAGCCAGUUUGGGAGAGAAGGCUCAGAGGCAGACGUGUCGUCCGGUGAUAGCGUGUCUGCCUUAACAAGCGGGAACCCCAACACCAUCCUGCAUGUGAAGCCGAGCAUCAUGAAACGAAGCUCCUCGUUCCGGAAGCAUUACACCUGCCACAUCUGCGGCAGUCGCUUCAACCAGCGAGCGGCUCUGAGGGAACACCUUCUCUGGCACGCCCAGGCUAUUGCGCCUCUAAUGCUUGAGUCUGGAGGUGCGACUUCUCCCAUACUUCCCGGAGGAGCUGCCACGCCCGAGGUGGAGGAAGUUCUCACCGGCGUCGGAGCAUCUGCAGCCACUCCCAUCAUGGUGGACGUUGAUGUUGAGCAGCCUCUGUCUGGAUCUAAAGUCUCUCCACGGGGUGAGACGGCCAUCUCGGUUCCUUCAGCAGCAGCAGCAGCAGCAGCUACAUCGUGCGCAGCUCAGCCGCAAGCGGACACGCCUCCUCCGUCCGACAUCGCCGACAUCGACAAUCUAGAAGGCGUGGCCGACAUCGAGCGAGAGGUGAAGAGACGGAAGUAUGAGUGCCCCACCUGCGGACGCAAGUUCAUCCAGAAGAGCCACUGGCGCGAGCACAUGUACAUCCACACGGGAAAGCCGUAUCGCUGCAGUGCCUGCGGGAAGAGCUUCUGCCGAGCCAAUCAGGCGGCGAGACACGUCUGCAUGAGCCAAGGGGCGGAGUCGGCGUACACCAUGGUAGACAGGCAGAGCAUGGAGCUGUGCGCGGCGGACGACUCCAGCCAGAUGGAGGCCCUGUUCCUGGGCUCCUCAGGAAGACCGUACAAGUGUAACGUAUGCGAAAUGACCUUCACCAACCCGAACGAAGUCAUCAAGCACAUGUGCUUUAACCAGGGCGCGGUCUCGGAGGGAAGCAUCUCAGGAACGGCAGGGAGUGGAGCGAACACUGAAAAAGCGGCCAAAGAUGAGGGUUCUGAUGUGUCUAGCGGUGGAUCUUUAGUGACGGCCAUUAAAACAGAGGAGGUCUUGGUAGAUUAAUAAGACAUCCAUCCUAUAUACAUGUACGUUAUUUUUUUUUCCCUUUCGUUCAUAAAUAUUACAUUUGUUUGCUGUAGAGCGUUUAUUCUGAUGUACAGCUUACGCUAUCAAUGUAGAUCAGGAAAUGACUUGUGCAUGUUGUAGGAACCUUUUGUUUUUCCACACAAGCAGGGAAUCAAGACGAGUUUAUUACAACGUGAAGCUCUUUUUUUUUUUUUUUUUUUUUUCUUUCUUGUUCAGUGGGUAAUUCAGGUCAUUCGCAUGUUGCACAUAGUGGUUUAAGCCUUUCCUCUUUGUAACCGUCAACAGGAAGAGGAAGUGGAGAAUUGCAAUAACCCCACCUAUGGUGAGAAUGUUCUCCUCACCGUGUUCUCCUCACUGAUUCUCAUAUCCUCGUAUGAUCCGAAAACAGCACAAACGUUUUAUGACAUUUAAAGCAAUAGCCAGCAGUAUGUAACCAUCACUAUAUUCCACUCAUUGUUGUUAUUAUUAUUAUUAUUAUUAUUAUUAUUAUUAUUUCUACCGGCCAAAGAGUGUUAGAGCAGUUUAUUUCCUCUUCACUGAUAAACCGAAUUUUUUAUUAUUUUUUUCCUAGUACAGAAGUGACCUACUCGUACCUCAGCUUGGAUGAAUUUGUGUAAGAGUGACUUGUUUCAGUUACUCUAUCAUAAUAAAGUUAUGCGAUUCAAAAUCCAGUAGCUACAAUCUCAUCUAAGAGCUCACGUGACAAGCUAGAGCAGUUAUUCGAAUUAAAAUUCGUCAUAUUUAAUUUUUUUGAAAUUAAAAACAAUGAUUUGUGCCAACACAAUUCAACAGUUUAAAAUUAACAUUUUGUUUAAUAUUAAUUUUUAAAAGAUUUAAAUUGAUCUGGAACCAUUAUCACUAAAUGUUUACAGAUAUGCCAUCUUCUUUCAUUUUUAAUUUUCUUUCUAUUUUUUAUUUUUAAUUUAUCUGUUGACCUGUUACUUAAUGUAUGUUUUUGUUUUGAAGACAAAGACAGUCUGGGUGAACCUACACGUGUAUCAGUAUCUCAGUUUGAAGGGAGAUUUUGCUGUUUUGCUGUUUGUUUAUUUGCAGAAAAAUGUUUUUAAAAGCCCUUAUUUUUGAGUUUGUUUUUUGAGAUUUUUUUUUUUUCUUUUUCAAAUUUUAUACACAGUACUAUAUUUACAAAGAAUAUUUUAUAUUAAAAAUGUUGUAUAUUGCAUAAAGUGCAUUGAGCGUAGAAUAUAAUCAGUUUUUAGUGUAGCACGAGUGUAUGUACAUUUGUUUGUUUCUGCAUAUCCGGUCUUAUAUUAAUAUUUUAAUUAGAUUUUUUUUUUUUUUUAAAGAAUUUUCAUUAUCUGCUGUUGCUUAUUGUUUGCUCCUUGUUCGGCUGUCCAUGCACUGAAAUUUAGGGACCUGACUACUUUUGGUGAAAUUUUCCUGGAAAGCGUGAUGAUGCACUGGGGGUGCAGUGGUUAUGUAUGUAUGGUUAUAAACAGGCAUUGGACAUUCAUAAUAAUGUCGUUUUAUAUUUGCAACAAGUCAAAUGUACCGAAAAAGAAAUGAGCAGCUCUACAAAUAAGGAAGUCAUUAUUAUUAUUAUUAUUAUUUUUUAUUUUAUAGAUUGCUUCAGGAACAAGAAAAUGGGACCGUUGUUUUAAAAAGUGUUAUUUCCUCGACAGAGCAGUGUAAUUUUCUUCUUGUUUUUUUUUUUUUUUUUUUUUUUUUUUUUUUUUGUGAAGUAUCUGUAUGAGGGCAUUUUGUGAAUUGAAUUACUACUGAUUGGUUGAAGACUGGGAUUUUAUGACGUGCUCCUCUUUUCUCCUAACGUUCCUUUAUUAUCGACUCCUGGUGGUUGUGCAUGUACAGAAAUGACAAAUGAUAUGCCAUGCUUUGUUUUGUGUGUGUUUUUUUUUUUUUUUUUUUGUACUGUUACGUAUCUCUUCAUAUGCAAUUUGCUAAUGUAUUUUGUUCAGAGUUUAUUUUUGAGGCAGUUACAGGGAGGGGGUGAAGGAUCUCACCCUGUCCCCCAAAAUGCACAAACUCCAAAGCGAACGCAAACAUACAGUAUACUGUGAUCUGCAGCUCCUCAGGAAAUGAACAACUGCCUCGGAAUAAAUGUGAUUUGUGAUUGUCUAUAAUGAACAAUAAAACUUUUUUUUUUUUUUU